UCUUUUUCAUGCUCUCAACGGGCUGUCCGUGUGAAAUUUUAUCGCAAUGGGGAUAAAUAUUUCACUGGCUUGCUGUAUCCUUUAAAUUUCAGUAGAUACAAAGACUUUGAAACUCUUCUUAAAGAUUUGAGCUCCUCAAACUUUUGUGAUAAAAGGAUUAUGCCAUUUGGGGUUAGGACCAUAUUUACUCUCUCUGGGAUAAAAAUAACAAGUGUAAAUCAAAUGGAGGAAGGUGAAUCUUAUGUGUGCAGUAGCUCUAACUUAUUUGUCCCAAUGGAUUAUAUAAAUCAAACUUGUAAUCCUAAGUGG
This is a messenger RNA of Helobdella robusta, 309 nucleotides long. RefSeq lists its product as hypothetical. Gene Ontology annotation, biological process: intracellular signal transduction; axoneme assembly; photoreceptor cell development. The transcript has 2 exons. Gene Ontology annotation, cellular component: axoneme. NCBI's taxonomy places the organism in Eukaryota, Metazoa, Annelida, Clitellata, Rhynchobdellida, Glossiphoniidae. The record is from RefSeq and is a predicted model, not a curated record. The annotation marks the transcript as partial.